AUGAUUGCUCCAGAGAAGAAGUUUUUUGAUUUAACAAGGGUCACGGGACAUAUUCCUGAAAAGGAUGUUGAGACAAUAUUCGACAAGCUCAAACCAGUCUCACCGUCGUUCAUGAUUGGUGAGUGGACUGGUGGAGACUUUGACACCGGCCAUAUUGGCCAUAAAUACCUUGAAGAUAUGCGCUGGGCUGGCAAGGCAUUUCGGUCUAUUGAUGAUGGUGACCCUAUCCUUAUUUAUAAUGACAAGGGUCAUCGGGUGUGGAACAAGGACUGGGGUCACGCCUCUCUACGGGAAAUGAUAUUUCGCGAUGUGACCUCAACAUCAAUGAUUUAUGACGAAAAGCCAAUUUUUGACCAUUUUCGUUUUAUAACAGACGACAUGGUUGCUGGAGCAAUGGAAUCACCUAAAAUGUUUGGUACGGAAAGUACGUAUUAUUUUUAUUUAACUCGCUUGAAAUAA
This is a messenger RNA of Schizosaccharomyces osmophilus, 459 nucleotides long. Its product is annotated as GXWXG protein. The coding region runs from base 1 to 459 and encodes 152 amino acids. The transcript is spliced from 3 exons. NCBI's taxonomy places the organism in Eukaryota, Fungi, Ascomycota, Schizosaccharomycetes, Schizosaccharomycetales, Schizosaccharomycetaceae. The record is from RefSeq and is a predicted model, not a curated record.